UGUAAAUUGUCUUUGUUACAAAGCAAACAUUUGUUCGAAAGUUCGGAAGACAGGAGCAAAAUAGUAAUAACCGAGGACCAGAAAUUUCGAGGAAACUUUAAGUUAGAAGUUGAUAAGAUUCUGCCGAUAUCUCAAGCUACUAAUGUAUUCGCUCCCGCAGGUGCUCAGGAAUUCCUAAAUUUAAAGAUCGAGAACGCCAAAGAGAAUUUUGAUCUGAGAAAGUAAAAUAUUUCUUUGAGCUAAAACCACAGUAGUUAUGGAAAUCUUAGUUAUUUUAACCUUGAGAUGAUAACUGCAAGAGCUGUACGAAUUUGAAUCGAUAAUAUUGUGGCUUUGAUGCGGAACAAAAUUUUUAAACAGAUUUCCUUGCACUGCCGAUCUGUUCUAGCAACGCUGAUUUUGUUCACCUCAUAUCAGAUUUCCUUUUACCUUUUACCGCUGAGACUAGACGUUUUGAUAAUGUUCCUUCACCGAAAAUUCGUGAAAGUGUCUAUUAAAGUUUUGUGUUUGCUUGUUAAAUUACCCAUGACACAUUGUGUCGGUCGUGAGGAAGGCAUUAAGACAACUUCAUCAAAGCUGCCUAUCAAGCAUUAUCGACAGAAUAACCGUGACAAAGAUAUCAUACAGUAUUGUCAUUUGGAGUAAAAACGGAAAGUGUUAUAAAAAGAUUUUUGUUUUUGUUCAGUCUCGUCGGAGUGAAUAAUUUCGGUCGUAAAUUAUUCGCUGAGCUGAAGCCUGGUGGGCCUCCCGGCACGUGCCACAAAUAUUCUGUCAAAAUAAUGGAAAAGCGACUACCUGCCUUGGCAAAGAAAAGAAGCUUGUUUUACCGCCAAGAAGUUAUUUAGCCUUCAUCAAUUUUUCAAAACGUGGAGCAGGUUUCUGCUUGUUAAACUUCCUUUACUAGCGUGAAACUAACAGUGAAGAUCAUCUUAGCUAUAGCAACGGUUUUUUCGCGCUCGUUUCUAGUUGUUGUGAAGUCAAGAUAUUACAAAUGGCAACAUUUACAGCGUUGGACCGAACCAGACAAGGGGGAAAAACUUCUCCCAUUCAGGUCCAAACUUCCCCUAAUCCGCCGUCUUCCCCGAGGAUUAAGCUAACCGCUGAAGAUCUGUUCAACUAUUUGUAUGGCUACACGCCCAUUCGUCUCGUGGAUCCUAUCCAACUACAGCAAAGGAGACGAAAAGCUUCACAACUGGAAAAUGGGGCGUCUAACAAAGCGUUUUCAUGGUGCGAUAUCUGCAACGAGAAACAUGAUGGAGAAUGUCCGAUGCAUGGACCUUUACACUCUCUCAGAAAACUUGUGAGCGCUGGGCAAUCCCAUAGCCCUUUGGAAAAUGGAUCCAUUCUCAAAUUCCCGGAUGAGGUAUGCUUGUGCACAUCCAGCAUUCCUUGUCUUGGCUAUGGAGUGUGCGCGAGGAAGAGGAUACCUGCUGGGACCUGGAUCGGGCCUUACGAGGGAAAACUUGUGCGACCAGAAGACAUCAAGGUGGAAACAGAGACAGAAUAUAUGUGGGAGGUGUUUCAUGAUGGACAGGUUAGUCAUUAUCUUGAUGGCAGAGAUGAAGCUAAUUCCAGCUGGAUGCGGUUUGUUCGCUGCGCUCGACACAAGAAAGAACAGAACAUGGUGGUGUUUCAAUACCAUGGCUGUGUCUAUUACAGAACAAUCCGGGAGAUUUUGCCCGGACAAGAGUUGCUAGUGUGGUAUGAUACAAGAUAUUCACAAUUCAUGGGGGUUCCUGUGGCACUCAGUGAUUCUGGCAGCAGAGGUGUCCACCCCCCUCGGGAUCUGGUCGCCCAAGAAAGAUCUCGGGCCAGAGCCGCCGACAAGAACGAAACAAUCGAAGCAGCGGCUCGGAGAAAUCUUACAGACCAUGCGCCAGCACAAAGGGGCCGGCCUCCCUUGCGAAGAAAUGAACCUGCCGAAUCGAGCAAAUCUGAACAAGAUCACGUGACGCUGACCGAAGAUAGAAGAGCAACCUCGUAUCGAGGACGGGGCUACGGAUACAAACAACAAACUAAGACGCCUGCGCGCCUUGAUCCAGCGGAUGAUUUCACCUGGAGGUGUAACCAGUGCUUUAAAGCGUUUACAAACCGAGAACAACUUGAGGUGCAUCAUUGUAACGGAACCACUGGCGGAAAGAACUUGACUUGUUCGCACUGUAACCAAUCAUUUUCUCACCCCAUGGAGUACCGCGCACACAUGGAGACACAUGUUAAUGAAAGGCCCUUUAGAUGUGGCUAUUGCGCAAGUGCCUUUGCCAGUGCUGCUUUGUUGAACCAGCACGUACGAGUACAUAUGGCUGAGGGAACUCUGGGUCCAGUGAAGGCGUCGCCAAGACACGACAGAGCGAGUCAAGAGUUUCAUUUUUAGAGACAAAUAUACUGUAUUCGAGAAUUUUAAAUUUUAAAUCAGCAGUCAUCUCUUCACGCAGCUAUUCGUAAAAGAAGGAAAGAAUCACACUUUCACUUGCGAGCUCACCAAUCCCGUAUCAUUCCUGAGGAAUUGUUUUUGGAGUUUGGUUUGCCACGCAAACAAAUUAAUCGAAUGACUGCCUAGGCGGCUGAUGAUUUAAGUGUGUUUAUACACACAGAACUUGUAUGAAUGUAUUGUUGGGAAAAUCAACGGGAAAAAUAUAAUUCGUGGCUUAACAAACAGUCAUCCAAAUAACUCUCAUGAAAUAGAAUACGAAGACAUUUUUUUGGAAAAGAUUACUUCUUCACAUGCUAUUCAAAUGCUUUUUUAAUGCUUUGCACCGUGAUAAGUUUCAAAUGCAUGUAUUAUUUCCACGUGAAAUAAAACGGAAAAAUUG
Stylophora pistillata is the source of this 2810-nucleotide messenger RNA. Its product is annotated as putative histone-lysine N-methyltransferase PRDM6. The record is from RefSeq and is a predicted model, not a curated record. Gene Ontology annotation, biological process: regulation of gene expression. Gene Ontology annotation, cellular component: nucleus. NCBI's taxonomy places the organism in Eukaryota, Metazoa, Cnidaria, Anthozoa, Scleractinia, Pocilloporidae. Gene Ontology annotation, molecular function: protein binding.